AUGGUACCGCAUUCCUCCUUCGAUCAUGAAGAAUCUACGUCGCCUCCUCCACUGGUCCGUACCCCUCUAAGCGCAAGUUCAGUUCACCCACAAGCAUCAUCUUCCACUUAUCCCAACCCUCCCAUCUAUCCUAUGAAUCCAAGUCCACAAAGAUCAUCUCUACCUGCACCUCCUCUAUCAGAUCGUCAAGUCCCAUCGAAGAGCCGGUCGUCGCAUCAUCACAAUGGCGGAAACAAACUCAUGAAAAGUUUGCGUAAGGGUAAAGAGCGAGAGAGGAACCAUCAGACGGUAAGUACGGGAGAUAUAGAAGAGGAUUGGACGUUGGAAGGUAUACCGCCUCCGUCAUCUUAUCAUGGUAUAAAUGGUGCAGGAAGAAGAGCGAGCUCGGAGACUACUCAGACGAUGGGGAGCGAUACGAGAUCGUUUAGAGAGUCGCAAGAGACACUGGAGGUUGAGAGGAAAGAGAAGAAAACUAAAGGUCGUGGUCUAGUCAAGAAAACCUCUAGGUUAUUUGCAAGGGAUAAGGAUAAAGAGAAAGAGAAAUCACCUGAAUACGACCAUCAUCAUCAACAGCUAUCUACCACUCCAUCUUCUUUGAAUCCCAUACCGGCCAGUAGACAGACUUCUUACUCUUCCGUUCAUUCGGGUGAUUCCCAACAUACCACCGGUACCACUCAUUCCUCCAGAAAUGCCAAUCACUUCCCUACACUUACUUGCCCGGUGUCCAAUCAAUCUAGAUCAAGAGCAGCGAGAGAGAAGCAAUCGCACUCUCGUCGUGCUUCGCAAGAUUCCACAGCUUCCUCUUGGAGAGGCAGAUCUAUCAGGUCCGGGUCUUCCCCUCAUGAGCUCACUCCACCUAACGAUAUUGGUGUGCCUAUACCUUCAAGACAAGGAUCCAAUCUCAGUGCAUCUGUGCCGGGGUUAUCAAGAAACUCAUUACCUCAACCUGGCCUUGCCUCAACAAGCUCAGCGCAGCCACCUUCAUCAAGAAGUCCUGAGAAUUUCCCUUCAAGAAUGUCAACCUGGUUCUCACAUCUUCUACCGUCGGCGUCAAAUCCGACAAUUCAAGAAGGAUCGUCUUCGCCGUCUCCUAUCGACUCUCCACCUCCAUUACCUCCCUCACCCCUCCGAAAGCCUCCUUCGGCAGCAGCGAGCUUCCUCAACGCUGCUAGACAAAGAGCAGUCGAUGGUGUGAGGCAUCUACUGGAUACAGAGGCUCAGCCCGAUAAAUGUCAAGAUACAAUCUGGGUGAUGGGUGUAGGACAUUCUGGCUGGCGGCCUUCGACUCCAAGCCGAUCACCUAAUUCUGUUAACUUGCCUGAAUUACAUGAUACCGCCGCAGGAAUAGAAGAACGGAGAGGAUCAGAUGAUUCUGUCAACAAACCUUCUCCACCUUCCAAGAAUGAUUCUGGAGCAUUGCGACCAUCAGCUUGGUCGAGAAAGCAGAAAGAUCAACCGUACAAUAGUACAGGAAACAUAUCUUCGACUCCCCCACAAUCGAAAGGGUUUUCGAAUUUGUUUACAGCUUCGACACUAUCUUUGGCUUUACCAGCUUCCAUGACUAGCGGAUCACCAAGUAAAGAAGGGGGACCGAGUGCUACGGAUAGUCCAGGUAAAGCAAAGAAGGAUAAGAAAGAGAAGGAAGUCUUGAGGUGGCCUGAUCAGUUUUAUGAUGAUUUCAAAUCCGUUGUGUGGUGUACUUAUCGAUCACAAUAUGCUCCAAUCCUAUCCCUACCCAACAACUUACUUAUACCUUCCCCUGAAGCUUAUUACUCAGCUUUCGGUCCUCCUGCUGAUCUAUCGGCGGAACCCAGUACAUCCGGCCUAGCUUCCAGCACAGCUGGCGGUCUCUCUACUAGACCAUCGGGGACAGGAUGGAGUUGGAGUCGAUCGGAGGGCGGUCUAACAAGUGACGCAGGAUGGGGAUGUAUGCUUAGGACUGGACAGAGUAUGUUGGCCAAUGCGCUCAUACAUCUUCAUCUGGGUCGAGAAUGGAGAUUGCCACCGAAACCUUCUUUGCCACCCACCACCUCGUCUGACUUGAAGGACCUAUCGCAGUACGCAGAAUAUGUGAAGAUCUUAUCGUGGUUCCUCGAUGAUCCAUCUCCUCUUUGUCCGUUCAGCGUACAUAGGAUGGCCCUGAUAGGUAAAGAACUGGGCAAGGAAGUUGGGGAAUGGUUUGGACCUAGCACUGCCGCUGGAGCCCUAAAAACUCUCACAAACUCCUUCGCACCUUGUGGACUAGCGGUAUCAACCGCAACAGAUAGUAUAAUAUACAAAUCUGAAGUCUAUCAAGCUUCGAAUUUGCCCUCCACCGGAUGGGAUAUCUCGUCCAGUAAUACUACUUCUGUCACAGAUACGCCAACACAGAGAAGAUCGUCUGCGUCCACAGCGAAAAGUGCGAAUGUCUGGGGUGAUAAAGCUGUUCUUAUUCUGGUUGGUAUACGACUAGGGUUGGAUGGCGUGAACCCGAUCUACUAUGAGAGCAUCAAGACGCUCUUCACAUUCCCUCAAUCAGUUGGUAUCGCAGGCGGUCGACCUUCCUCUUCGUACUACUUUGUCGGUUCCCAAGCCAACUCGCUCUUCUACCUUGAUCCGCACUUCACUCGUCCGGCUAUCCCCCUGGAAAUCGCCCCUGCCCCUACUUCCAUAUCCACAUCAACUUCAAUAACCAAUCUGAGCAAACCCGAAGAAGAGGAACCGGUUGUUGUAGAUCCCUUAGAAGGUAUACCUACCACCGAAGAAGUGAAGUACAAGCUUGAUGUGGUGAAUGUUGAUGAUAUAUCAAGCGGCGACGAAUCCAGCGAUAGUGAUGUCUCUUCAUCACCUUCGGCCAGGGUACGAAAGGCCAAGCGAACUUCGAAGCAAGCUAAGAGAUUGUCAGCGAAAGGUACUACACCCCCUAGACCGAAAUCUACCCAUCCUCAAUCCCAGAAUAAUGAUGGACCAUCCGAGGUACCUGUCUCUCUACCACCACAAGAUCAGGUACCUAGCCAACACCCGCUCGAUGAGUUCCCUGUUGAUCCGGAGACACAGUGGUGGGUCAAUGCGUAUCCUGAGCAAGCCCUACGGACCUUCCAUUGUGAGAAAGUCAAGAAGAUGCCGCUUAGUGGGCUGGAUCCUAGUAUGUUGUUAGGUUUCUUGGUAAGGAACGAGAGUGAUUGGGAGGACUUUGUGGACAGGGCUAGUAAGCUUCCCCAGAAGAUCUUCACUGUUCAGGAUGAACCGCCCUCAUGGGACGUAGAUUCCGAUGCUGGUUUGGAAUCGGUCUCGGAACCUGAUGAACCGAGUUUGGACGAUGAAGAGAUUGAGAAUGUACCGAUUAGCUCUCAUCGACAACCGAUCUCAUCUCCGCAUAUGGGUGACGAGGAGGUUGUACUUUCGAGAGAUACAACUUCAAAAGCUGUUGAUAUAAUCAACGAUAGAACCAAAAAUAUCAAUAUAGAUGCUGAGGAAGAGGACGAAGAAGAUUGGACACUGGGUGGAACACCAUCAAGUCAGAAACCCAUAUUGGUCGAGAGACCUACACCAACAUCUGCGACGUCAAGGCAGGGGAGUUGGCCUAGAACACGGCAGCAAGAGCUAGAGCAAGAGGGAAUACCUGAGGAACAGAUCCUGUUCCCAAGGAAGAAGGAAGAGCCCUCUUCCAUCAAACCUUCUCUGAGCGAGAGCGAUAAUAACGAUGAUGACAAUGUCGAUAUAACGAUCAAGAGUAGACGACCUCUUUUACAAGAACAGAGGAUGAGGACUGAGAGUUGGGUAGAUCCAUCGCCUGUAAGAGGGGAAGCUCCCAAUGGAGAUAAUUUGUUAUAA
This is a messenger RNA of Kwoniella mangroviensis CBS 8507, 3813 nucleotides long. RefSeq lists its product as uncharacterized. Bases 1 to 3813 code for a protein of 1270 amino acids. The transcript has 6 exons. The record is from RefSeq and is a predicted model, not a curated record. Lineage: Eukaryota; Fungi; Basidiomycota; Tremellomycetes; Tremellales; Cryptococcaceae. Gene Ontology annotation, molecular function: protein-phosphatidylethanolamide deconjugating activity.